CCUCGUUCACUGUCGUCAUUCGGCUCGGCCUGCUCAUAUUUCGCUCAACAUUUAUCUCGCAUUUCCCGACCUCAUCUCGCUUUGUCUGUUCGAUCGAAGCUCAAACGCCUCAAGCACCGCGGCCGCGAGAUCUCGAUCUAAACUAAAGAAUCUCAUCGAUCUCGUUGUCACCGAGCGUCGAAUCGCGCUCUAUUCGUCGUUCACCACCGACAGUUCGGUCUCGGUGUCGGCUCGAUAUCCGCCAGCUCCAAGUUUGAACGUAUCUCAGUGUUGAGAUAUGAGGCUUGUUUUAAACGUGAAAAGUUACGGAUAGUUUUAUCGAAACAUUUGUUGGAUUUUACUGCAGAGUGUAUCUGCGGCUAGAAGAAGGAUUCUCUCUCGCGUGAAUAGACGGCCACGAACGAGGACACUCGUCGACGUCCAUAGAGUCAAGUUCGAUAGAGCCCGCGUAUACGAUCGGGAUGGCAUUUAGUAUGACAUUUAUAACGAGAAAGUGUGCAGUCUACGAUCGACGAUUAUCAAUGAAGCCUCUUUAAUUGAAAACAUAGUGGAGGUUUUACAGUAUGACAUGCGGCUUUGUUCUUUGCUGACGAAUUUCUCGUACCGAUAAUGACUCUUUCGCAAUGGCAUUAAAUUCUUCCUACUUUAUAUUGGAAUAUUGGAAUAGCUGUCGCUUAUGAUUCUUGGAAAAUAAGACGAGAUGGAACUUAAAUUUGGAACAGACAGUGCGAUGUUAUGUUCCGCAAACCGCCAUGGGAAUUCGAGAAUCGCCGUCGAAAACGCGAAAAGCAAGAGUAAGGAGCGAUCAUUGUUAAGCUGAAUGGUCAAACAGCGUACUAGGUGGAUGGCGACAGCGAUGAUCGUAGUACGACGACGAUAGAAAGACGUUAGAACGUUACCGCUUGCGGCUGCAGCUGCGGCGUCAUCAGUCGCUGCACCUGCAGCUGCGGUGGUGGCGGUGGCAACGAUUUAAUAAGAGGGCGAAACGAUGCAGAACACCGGUGACUACUAUCAAAGAGCGCCGAGAUGUUGUCCGGGUAGAAGUGGCAACAGCAACAACAACAAUAAUAGUGCGAGCGGAUCGGUGCGAGGCGCGGAGCUGCUCUGCUGCUGCUGCAGCUGCAGCACCUCUACCUCCACGAAGACUCCGGGACUGCUAGCGAGUCUUGGCGUGUGUGUGCUCGUCCUCGGCUACACCCUCCUCGGCGCGUUCGCCUUUAUGGCCCUCGAGGGAGACCUUAAAUCGGAUUCGCUUACCGAGAUUCCAUCCUCAAAAUCCGACGGGGCUUCCUACGUGCUGCCUAAUCUGGAGAACGAUUCCGUUGCCACAGAAUUAAGAGCACGCACGGUCGAAAAGCUAUGGAGCAUCACCGAGGAUCUUAACGUUCUCUACAAAGAGAAUUGGACUCGCCUAGCUGCCCGAGAAGUCCUCGAGUUCCAAGAGAAUCUGGCCCGCGGUAUCAGGCGCACUUCUUACGAGCAGGUGCCUCCGCGGUCCCGAGAGCAUCAGGCGGAUAGACGGCUACACAGUCGACGAUGGACUUUCAGCAGUAGCUUGCUGUAUUCUCUGACGUUAAUUACGACCAUAGGAUAUGGUAGCGUAGCACCACGUACAGUUUGGGGUCGGUUGAUUACUAUAGUUUACGCCUUGGCGGGAAUUCCGCUGAUGCUAGUCUAUCUAAGCACAGUAGGCGACGUGCUCGCUCGAAGCUUCCGUCGUCUCUAUGGACGCAUAUGUCGGCAGCCGCGUAACUGCACGCGAAAGCAGCAACCCCCGCCACCGCCACCGCCAGUUGGUGGUAUAAUGACCAAGGCGUAUCGCUACGACAAUCACGUGGAGACCAAGGGAGGCGGUAACUACUAUUCGGCAAGUAGGGAAAGUUCUUGCGACGAUUUGGGUAUUCGCGGUACUGGCAGCGCAAUCUUGCUCGACUGCGGUAGCGAGGGUCUCUUGCACGCUACCACCAGUUCGACAGCCGCGCUUCAGGAUGUGACAACGGGUAACGGCAAGCGACACUUUCAUCCGUGUUCGCUGUCCUUAUCAUCGACUUCGUCACCGGCGUACAUGCUAGAGACCAAUCCCGUCAGGAUACCGAUCAGCUUGUGUCUGACGAUAAUGCUAGUGUAUAUAUGCGGAGGCGCGAUCAUGUUCAAUCGUCUGGAAGGUUGGAGCUUGUUGGAGGGCGGGUACUUCUGCUUCACCAGCCUCGGUACGAUCGGCUUUGGAGACCUGAUGCCGGUGGGACGUAACGCACCCUCAACCACCCUGGAGGAGUUCAGCCUGUGUGCCUGCGCGCUCUACAUCCUCGCUGGGAUGGGCCUGAUCGCCAUGUGCUUCAACCUCGUCCAGGAGGAGGUGGUACGCGUGGUCAGGGUCUUCGGUAGAACCUGCGGCAUGUCGUCGGGCGUGGUGGUCGGACCUAUCGGUGGUACAGCAGGCGCCACUUCCGGUCUCAAGGCCGAUCUCGAUGAUGGAGGCGGCACCAGCGAUUCGCGAUUGUCCGAACAAGAAGAGGAGGCGAUCGCCAUGUCAAUGGUGCCGGCCGGUUCCUGACAACAUCAGGCCAGGAGCCCCGGCGACGGCAAGCUCCUGGCCCAUCCCUCGAACACUGCCAUAAAGUUGUCGCCAGGCCAUCAUUCGCUGCCACGCAAGAAGACGUUGCCGCUGGAUGCUGCCGGCAGGACGGUGAGCAACUCGUCAUCUUCGGGUACCGGCGUUCAACAGUUCCAGCGGGGCCAGCCGUUAAGAAGGAGCUGUUUGUCGCCGACGCAACAUCAUCAUCUUCAUCAGCAACAGCAACAACAUCAACAACAACAGUUGCCGCAUCAUUAUCCACACCGGCAGCAGGAGAGUUCUUUGCACUUUGAAUAUUUUGUGCCGCGCAGCGUCAGCGAGUUCAAUCUCGCAGCUGCCGUAACGGACAUGGCAGUACCGCCGCCACCUCCCGCGUCGGUUCUUAGGCCUUCCUCGACAAUUGCACCCCCGGUUGCCACCGCAGUGAUCACCACCACCAACCAGGUGCGAUUACUAGACAGUGGUAGUGGUGGUGGUUGCAACAUCGCUACCAGAAGUCGCGAGAAAAUGGUUACGUUUGAAGACGAGGGAGUCAGUUGCGGCGUUACUUCGACACCCACUAGGAAGAACCUGCCCACCCUAGAUAAUGUUUUUAUGUGACCUGUGCCGCAGAUUUCACAGAUGCUAAAGUGCUUGCUGCUGUGGAUAGGCGAAAACCUCGGAAUUUCCACACCUCGAAUCUGAAGAGAUGAACAAUGACAAAUCAUCGAAAUGUCGAUGGAUAUUGUCAUUUGGAAACGAUGAAAAAUUAAAUAGAUACAGGAAUUAUUUUUAUGAAAAAUUAAUGCAUGUGAUUGGACGAUAAACGGUUGAGAAAUAUCGACAACGAGUUGUUAAUCCGGUGAUUACCGAGACUUUUUG
Molecule: messenger RNA, 3436 nt
Organism: Trachymyrmex cornetzi
Lineage: Eukaryota; Metazoa; Arthropoda; Insecta; Hymenoptera; Formicidae
Product: two pore potassium channel protein sup-9
Exons: 7
Coding region: 989-2554 (521 amino acids)
Biological process (GO): potassium ion transmembrane transport; stabilization of membrane potential
Cellular component (GO): plasma membrane
Molecular function (GO): potassium ion leak channel activity; outward rectifier potassium channel activity
Source: RefSeq, a predicted model, not a curated record